This is a messenger RNA of Colossoma macropomum (tambaqui), 2340 nucleotides long. RefSeq names its product phosphoribosyl pyrophosphate synthetase-associated protein 2 (gene prpsap2). NCBI's taxonomy places the organism in Eukaryota, Metazoa, Chordata, Actinopteri, Characiformes, Serrasalmidae. Bases 260 to 1333 code for a protein of 357 amino acids. Gene Ontology annotation, biological process: purine nucleotide biosynthetic process; 5-phosphoribose 1-diphosphate biosynthetic process. Gene Ontology annotation, cellular component: ribose phosphate diphosphokinase complex; cytoplasm. The transcript has 11 exons. The record is from RefSeq and is a predicted model, not a curated record. Gene Ontology annotation, molecular function: magnesium ion binding; ribose phosphate diphosphokinase activity.
GGCAGCGUCCGUUAUUACUUAUUCAGCACUGUUGCUGUGAUUCUCACUUAAAAAACUGUGCUCUGCUUAUAUCAAAGUGUAUCAGACGGGAAGAAAGAACGAAAGAUAAAACUGGAUUUGACCAGAGAUACUCGCGUUGUGUGGUGUUAAACUAACAGUCUGCCUGUGAUACUGUUAUUAGGAAGGGCUCAGCAGUGCCUGGGAGCCCAGGGAGCCACUGCCUGAGUCCCUUGUGGUAGUCACCAAGAAACAACUGGACAUGAAUGCCGCAAAAGGAGGCCUGGUCAUUUUUACGGCCAACUCCAACCCCUCUAGCAGGGAGCUUGGUAAAAGGAUUGCAGAACGCUUGGGUGUGGAGCUUGGCAAGGUGCAGGUCUAUCAGGAGGCUAACAGAGAAACGAGAGUUCAGAUCCAGGAGUCUGUGCGUGGUAAAGAUGUCUUUAUCAUCCAAACUGUAUCCAAGGAUGUUAAUACAACCAUCAUGGAGCUGCUCAUCAUGGUGUAUGCCUGUAGGACCUCCUGUGCCCGAAAUAUCAUCGGAGUCAUUCCUUAUUUUCCUUACAGUAAACAGUGCAAAAUGAGGAAGAGAGGCUCCAUUGUCUCCAAGCUGCUGGCCUCAAUGAUGUGUAAAGCAGGUCUUACUCAUCUCAUCACUAUGGAUUUGCACCAAAAGGAAAUCCAAGGUUUCUUUAACAUUCCAGUAGACAACCUGCGAGCAUCUCCAUUUCUGCUGCAGUAUAUUCAGGAAGAGAUCCCUGACUACAGAAACGCUGUAAUUGUGGCCAAGUCUCCAGCAUCAGCUAAAAGGGCCCAGUCAUUUGCUGAAAGGCUUCGGUUGGGCAUCGCUGUGAUCCAUGGUGAAGCGCAGGAUGCUGAAUCAGAUCUUGUGGAUGGACGACACUCUCCACCUACAGUGAAAAACAUGGGAGCCAUCCAUCCAAGUCUGGAGAUACCAUUGCUGAUUCCAAAAGAAAAGCCUCCAAUAACUGUGGUGGGAGAUGUAGGUGGCCGAAUUGCCAUUAUUGUGGAUGAUAUAAUUGAUGAUGUCGAUAGUUUCCUGGCAGCAGCUGAAACACUGAAGGAGCGAGGUGCCUACAAAAUCUUCGUCAUGGCUACUCAUGGAAUUCUCUCUUCUGAUGCACCUCGUCUCAUAGAGGAGUCCGCUAUUGAUGAGGUGGUUGUCACGAACACCAUUCCACACGAGAUCCAGAAACUGCAGUGUCCAAAGAUCAAGACGGUCGACAUCAGCAUGAUCCUGUCUGAGGCAAUUCGGCGCAUACACAAUGGAGAAUCAAUGUCUUACCUGUUCCGCAACAUAGGCAUGGAUGAUUGACAGUCUUGCUGGCUGCUUCCUCGUCACUGCCAGUUGCAUAAUGUGCACAUAGAUCCAUUUCCCCCCCACUCAUUUGUAUGUACAUGUGGCCAAGAGUCAAAAAUGCAUUUUUUUUUUCUUGCUGAUGUUUAUGUUGUGUAGCUUGCUACAUUAAAUUCUGUGUUUAUGUGUUCAAAGGCCACCAUUAUUUGUAAGAUGUUUAUUUUUGUGAUGUGAGUUUACUCAUUAAUUGCUGCGGUGGAAUUCUCAGAAAUGCUUGAAAAAGAGCAGAUUAAUGGAAACAACCUCUAUUGAUGGAUUGAGUUUUGGUCACUGAUUUGUAAUGAUUUAAGGAACACUGGGUGUUUCACUGGAUUUGAAUGCUAGGUUGAUACCCCUUGGAACAGUUGAUCGGGGGCAAAGUACUUUGUUGUGUCAGAGUGUUAAGUGAUUGGGACUUUCUGUUCUAGUUCUUGGGGAGUCAGAACUCCUACAUGUGGCCAACGACAUUAGAUAAUAAUACAGUAGUCAUCUGUUAGCAUGAUGCCAGAAUACUGAAUACCAGUGUCAUCGCUUCGAGACUUGUGUAAUCACUGUGUCACUGGACGAUUGUCGUGUAAUUGAUUUGGUUAGUGCUGGGCAGCACUUAUGAUAGAUUUAAUGAAUAUUUAUUUUUUACAAGAAGAUUAAAUGCAAAUUUCCACUGUAGACAUUUAAUGUGCAGUAUUCGAUCGCAGCUUAAACUAGAAAUAGAGAGACCGAGCAAUGUACAGAGCUGAAUGUUACUCAUUCUAAGAUGCUCCACUGAUGCUUCAGCAAAUAUAAAAGCUUUUGCCAAUAAGGGGACCAUAGGAGCAUUCUUGCUUCAUAACUCAAGUAGUGGUCAUUAUUAUGCUGUGUGUUGCCUAAGAGAACUUGAUGUUUCUCGCAUUUUCUGGUCAGGGUUUUUGUUAUGGUACUAAUCUAUCAGGCUUUUAUAUUUAUUCACUGCACUUGAUGAUGAAUAAAUAAAAUAAUAUAAAGAAUAA